GCACAUGCGCAGCAGGAACAAGGAAGUGGGAGUUAGCACAAUGGCUAAGAAGACGUGUGUUCCUGCUCUUGUGUUGUCUUUAACUUGCUUUCUCAACUCCUGCUUCUCUCAAACGUACAUGUUGGACGACGCACGCGGACUAGGGCGACUUUUUGACGGCAUUGGAGGACUGAGCGGCGGAGGGGCGACAUCACGUCUCCUGGUCAACUAUGCGGAGCCAGAGCGCAGCCACAUCCUGGACUAUCUGUUCAAGCCGGACUUCGGAGCCUCUCUGCACAUGUUGAAGGUGGAAAUAGGAGGAGAUGCUCAAACUACCGAUGGCACAGAGGCGUCGCACAUGCACCAUGAGGAUGAUGAGAACUACUUCCGGGGGUACGAGUGGUGGCUGAUGAAAGAGGCCAAGAAGAGGAACCCCAACAUCACACUUAUAGGUUUGCCCUGGGCAUUUCCUGGUUGGGUAGGCCGUGGUAAAAGCUGGCCCUAUGACUUCCCAGACACCACCGCAGCAUACGUGGUCAACUGGAUCCUCGGUGCCAAGCAGUUCCACCAUCUCACCAUCGACUAUGUUGGGAUUUGGAAUGAACGGACCUUUGAUAGCAAGUAUAUCAAGCUGCUGAGAUACACUCUGGAUAAAAGUGGCCUGGAGAGUGUCAGGAUCAUAGCCAGUGACAACUUGUGGGAGCCCCUUUCCUUCUCUCUUCUACUAGACCGUGAACUCAGCAGGGUUGUAGAUGUCAUUGGGGCCCACUACCCAGGCACCACCACCGUCAUGGACGCCCUGAAGACCGGGAAGAAGCUUUGGUCCUCCGAGGACUACAGCACCUUCAACGAUGACGUGGGCGCUGGUUGUUGGGCCCGCAUUCUCAACCAGAACUAUGUCAAUGGAUUCAUGACUGCGACCAUCUCCUGGAACCUGAUUGCCAGCUACUACGAGGACCUGCCAUUUGGCAGAGAUGGCCUUAUGACAGCUAUGGAACCCUGGAGUGGCAACUAUGUGGUGGAGUCUCCCAUCUGGAUUACAGCCCACACCACACAGUUCACCCAGCCGGGCUGGGCCUACCUGAAGACUGUUGGACAUCUGGCUCAGGGUGGAAGUUAUGUGGCCUUGACGGAUGGAAGAGGAAAUCUGACCGUUGUCAUAGAAACCAUGAGUCAUGGCCACUCCUCAUGCAUACGGCCUCCACUUCCUCCCUACAAUGUCACCUCACAGAAUGCAACCUUCCGUCUAAAAGGAUCCUUGGCCUCCAUCAAGGAGCUCCAAGUGUGGCAGUCUCACUUGGACUUCAAGACCAACAAAUCCACCUUUUUCAAGCACCUAGGUCCACUGAAGCUUUCAGGUGGCGAGUUCUCCCUGGAGCUGAGUGAAGAUGAUGUGUAUACACUCACCACGCUCACUGCAGGCCACAAAGGCAGACACCCGCCCCCACCUGCGUCCUCCGCCUUCCCCAAACUCUACAAGGACGACUUCAACGUCCGAGAGCCUCCCUUCUCAGAAGCUCCAUACUUUGCUGACCAGACAGGAGUGUUUGAGUACUUCACCAACCGGACUGAUCCUGGACCUCAUGUCUCCACUUUACGCCAGGUGGUCACUCAGCGACCCAUCACCUGGGCCACAGAUGCAGACCAGACUAUUAGCAUCAUUGGAGACUACAACUGGCGAGACGUGAGCGUCACCUGCGAUGUCUUCAUGGAGACGAUGCAGAGCGGCGGUGUGUUCGUAGCGGCCAGGGUGGAUAAAGGAGGACAGUCCAUCCGGAGCUCCAGGGGAAUAUUUUUCUGGGUCUUCUCAGACGGCACGUACCAAGUGACCAAUGAUCUGGCUGGCCUCCUCAUCCUGGCUGAAGGACAGUCUGAACAUGCAUCUCAGUGGCACACACUGUCACUCACCGUGCAGGGUGAAAGUGCAUGUGGAGAGCUGGAUGGACACCUCCUGUGGAAGACCAGUGUGGUCCAGGUCCCUGAGAAUGGGUGGGCGGCCAUAGGGACACUUUCCUUUCAACUGGCUCAGUUUGAUAACUUUGCUGUCCAAGCACUAGAAUCUUCAUCAACAAGCCUUCAUGGAAUUGUGAUGGACUGAACAUGUCACAGCUGCUGACUCACAAGGCGCCAAUGAACAGUUCUGAUGAAGGUCAAAUUAUACCCUGGUACUUGAUGAAGGUCAAAUUAUACCCUGGUACUUUAUGAAGGUUAAAUAAUACCCUGGUACUUGAUGAAGGUCAAAUAAUACCCUGGUACUUGAUGAAGGUUAAAUAAUACCCUGGUACUUGAUGAAGGUCAAAUAAUACCCUGGUACUUGAUGAAGGUCAAAUUAUACCCUGGUACUUGAUGAAGGUCAAAUUAUACCCUGGUACUUGAUGAAGGUUAAAUAAUACCCUGGUACUUUAUGAAGGUCAAAUUAUACCCUGGUACUUGAUGAAGGUCAAAUUAUACCCUGGUACUUGAUGAAGGUCAAAUUAUACCCUGGUACUUGAUGAAGGUCAAAUUAUACCCUGGUACUUGAUGAAGGUCAAAUAAUACCCUGGUACUUGAUGAAGGUCAAAUAAUUUCCUAUAAAAUACUUUCAGGAGCGCCCAUCUCCUGCUGCUUUACAGCAACUUUUUGGAUGCUUCACAAGUCCUGAGUAGCACCAAGUCCCAAACCCUUCUCAAAGAACUGUAGGCUGGUAAGUCCAGACAACUUAGACCUUCCAUAUCCCAGGAUCCACAUUCAGUGGACAAAGACCAGGUGUAUGUAUGCAGUAUAUGUAAGUAUACAUAUAUGAGUACAUAUUAUAUUAAUAUCAUGGAUAUAUGACUAAUAAUGAAUAUAAUUGAAUAUUAAGAAUAUGUGAAAGUUUGACUCCAACAUUGAUUACUUCCAUGAUGACCUCCUUAAAGUUUUUAAUCAAUCAAAUACUAAGCAGCUAACAUGGAUGAGAGUGGAAAGACUGCUCGUGUUUUGUAACGGAUUUAAACGGGUGUCAUUUUGAUUUUUUUUUUUCUUUCUGUUGUUGGACAUUUUUUCAUAAUGUGCACAGUCCAAUAAGCAGAGUGUGUUAUGUGUGACCAUGUUUGUCCUGCUUGAUGCACCAUGACUAGGGAAGGUUGUUUGGAUUGGGUCGUAUAAGUCAAUGCUGUGCUGUUUUAAUUGCAAGUUGAGGUAAUUUGGUGACAAAAUGGUAUCUAUCAGACCCCUGACUGAUUGUAUGUGACAUGAAUACACUGCUACUCACUUCUG
Molecule: messenger RNA, 3216 nt
Organism: Nerophis ophidion (straightnose pipefish)
Lineage: Eukaryota; Metazoa; Chordata; Actinopteri; Syngnathiformes; Syngnathidae
Product: galactocerebrosidase-like
Biological process (GO): galactosylceramide catabolic process
Cellular component (GO): lysosome
Molecular function (GO): galactosylceramidase activity
Source: RefSeq, a predicted model, not a curated record